AUGUUGCAACCUCCCGGGGUGUGCGACAUGUGCCAAGGUCUGGCGGAAAGCGCCAUAGCUGUGCAGAACAAUCAGGCCAACAUUCAACAUCUACAAGAGAUGCUCGAUGCCAUGGUUGGUGGACAGACCAGUGUGGCGUCCAACGAGUCCAACACCACCAGCACCACCGAAACCUCCACGAUGCCAGACACCACGGCCGAUGCUGGCAGCGAAGGCGACCUGACAGCCGACAACCUGACGACCGACAGCCAGACGACCGACAGCCAGACGACCGACGGCCAGACGACUUCAGAUCAAGAAUUGGAGGAUCUGGCACAGUUCACUACGCCCAAGCUUGUGGGUGAGCUCAAGGAGCAGCCAGAUCUCACGGGACCUCGAGACGUUAAAAUCCACGCAGGGAAAGCGCAAGCCUUCGUCGUGACGUCGACGAAUCCUGGACUCAGUGUGGUCAGCCUGGCAGAUCCAGCGCAUCCAGCGAUAAUUGGCUCAGU
Symbiodinium necroappetens is the source of this 491-nucleotide messenger RNA. Lineage: Eukaryota; Dinophyceae; Suessiales; Symbiodiniaceae. The record is from the annotation of a GenBank genome assembly.